GAAGAAGAAGAAGAAGACGAAGCAAGAAGAAGACUAACAACAACGAACAUAGCCGAAGUGGGGCUUUGUUAAUUUGCUGAUUAAAGUCCACACAACCGGAUUGUUUUCUCCAACCCUGUGAUUAUAAAGGGUAGUGUCAUUAGCGCUAGCUUCGUAGCUAGCAUCAACGGAUGGUUUAGCUCAGAGAGUAAUUACAACGACAAAAACGUAUUUGUGGCUUUCUUAGACCUUUGUCAUUUCGAGCUGAAUUAUUUGAACACAUAAAAGAGCUGUGUGUUUGCAGUGGCAAUGGAGGUGGAUAAGCUCAAGAUGAGAACAAAGAAGCUUUUGACAUCCAGGAGGAAGAAACAAAAUAAGAGAAAAACAGAUCCUGACAAAGAAAGAGAAAAUCCGCCCGAUUCUCCAUGGGACUCCGCUCCCUCAACACAUGAAACUCCCAGCAAGGCAACAAAGUUUGAAAAUGGUUGUGACUCCCUCAGUCUUUUAAAAGAUGCAGUUGUAGUUUUGACCAAACUGCCUGAAUAUAAAAUUGGCGCUCUGAGACCCCCAACGCCUCCACAGUUCUACAGUGAAGACGAGUCGUUCAGCAGCUCGGAUUCAGACACGCAGUGGGAAUCAGAGGAGAAUUCCAGCGAUUCGGAUUUCUGGGUCAUAAACAGCAAGCUUAAAUAUUCAAAUUCUCCUAAUUGUGACCUGAUAAGGAUGCCUACAACCAGUCACAACUGUAAUGGUAUUUCCCUUUGUUCACGUGACAAGAUCCGCCCCGAUUUACCCGAUGAAGAAAUUAUUGUUGACAUGAUGGUCAUUGCCCGAAGAAGACCUAUGAGGUGGCAGCGUGGUAAAAUUGUGGAAAUUAUUACAAAAGACGAUGGGCGAUUAAAGUACAAAGUUAGUUUUGAAGAUAAGGGAACAUGUCUCGUAUCUGGACACCACAUUGCUUUUGACAGCAGGCCGAAGGUGGAGCGGCUCUACAUCGGCGCCCGUGUUGUGGUCCGCUGUCAAAAUAACAAGUACCGGUUCCGACCUGGAGUACUAGCCGAGCUGCCCAGCAGGAAAAACCAGUUCAGAUUUUUGAUGUUCAUGGAUGAUCACACACCAGUGUAUGUCGGGCUUCCUUUAUUUCACCUGGUCUGCAGACCAUUGGAGGAUGUUUUGGAUGACGUUCCAGAUGGGGCACACAAGUGUUUUGUGCGACAGUACCUCAAGGACUGGCCCUACCCUCAUUUAAACAAGUACAGAGCUGGACAGAGCUUUAAUGUUGAGUUAAAUGGAGUCAUGCAAAUGUGUGAGGUUGUUGCAGUCGACUGCAGUUUAAUGCAAGUUGUUUUUCAGGAAAAUCAGCGAAGGGAAUGGAUCUUCAGAGGCUCCAUGCGACUGGAGCACAUUGCCAGGCUAUGGGAAGAGCGGAACAAGCAGGAGUCCAAGGAUGAUUCUGACUCUGAUUAAUUUAUAAAUGCAGGUACACAACUCACAAAAAAGUUAAGGAUAUUUGGCUUUCGGGUGAAAUUAAUGGAAAAUGUAAAAAGUUCACGUUGCAGUGAUAUGUUAUGAAAUUAGGGAGUUUGAGAUGAGGAAAUAACCAUUACAUACUUCUAUUUGAACAAUUUAAUGAAACUAAAGCCAACAACACUGGUGGGGAAUGUAAUUAUUUAAUUUGGUCUGUUAAGUGUUGUCUAGUGAAUAUCAGCCCAAUAAGGCGGUGGUAUUAGGACAUUAGAGAAAAGGGUGAAACGAUCUCUGACAUUAUUGAACAGCAUAAACUCUGCACACACAUGGAAUAAAUUCACACAAUUUCUUAAAAUACAAGAAUUUAUUAACAACAAUAAGUCAAUUCAAAGUCAAACAUAUUUAAAUCAA
This is a messenger RNA of Girardinichthys multiradiatus, 1857 nucleotides long. Its product is annotated as histone-lysine N-methyltransferase SETDB1-B-like. Lineage: Eukaryota; Metazoa; Chordata; Actinopteri; Cyprinodontiformes; Goodeidae. Gene Ontology annotation, biological process: negative regulation of gene expression; heterochromatin organization. The transcript has 8 exons. Bases 289 to 1446 code for a protein of 385 amino acids. Gene Ontology annotation, molecular function: histone H3K9 methyltransferase activity. Gene Ontology annotation, cellular component: nucleus. The record is from RefSeq and is a predicted model, not a curated record.